GAUACUAGCCUUUCUUUAUCAUUCUACAAGGAUCCUAUCCCCAUCCUUUUAUACCAUAACACACAUAAUCAUCAGAUACUAGCCUUUCAAGGAUCCUAUCCCCAUCCUUUUAUACCAUAACACAUUUUGAAUUUUGUUCACAUACUCUCCCCUCUUCUACUUGUAGAUGUUAUGACUGUUGGCUGUGUAUUUAGGUAGAUUUUGUUGAACUGGUAGUUUUGUGUAUGUCUUCACGUAUAUUAGUGGCAUGUUGUUAACACCAUUUUUCUGUUUAAGGAUGGGAUACAUGAAGAUCCAAAAUGGAACAUUGUUGUCCAACUUCACCAGGUGUUUCACCAGAUGAAGAGGUAUGAAGAUGUAGAAUCAUCAGAUGGAGAUGCACUGGACUGUGUGACAUCUUUUAUCAAAUCUCACCUUCAAGCUUUAUUACUAUUGCUCAGAGAUUAUCAUCCCAGCCUGGAAGAAAACCAUCAGCACGAUGCCCACGAGGCACUAACAUUGAUUCUGAAUAUUCUAUCUGAAAUAAGUGACAUUGUUCUACCUGUGAGAACAGUCUCUCAUGUGGAAAAUUCCUGUAAGAAAGUUUGUCGUGGGAAGAGGAGGAGAAGGUGUAUUUUCACAAAUCCAAGAAAGAGAAAGAAAAAGGCUGUAGAAAGCAGUUACUGUUUGCCUACAAAUGAUCAGCAAGUGUGUGAAAUGAAGGGAAAACCACAAUGUAACUUUGUCAGGGAUCUGUUUGAAGGUAGAUCGUCAAACAGUACAGUUUGCCUGGAGUGUGAAGACAUAAAGUGCUCAGAGGAGGAGUUUUGGGAUCUCAGUGUUCCAGUUUUAGCCAAUUCUAAAGACGAUAGUGAGGAUGAGGAAGAUGAAUCAGGAGAUGCAAGGAGCAAGUGUUUUCUGUCUGACACAUUGAAGAAGGAGUCUUUGUUACGUGGAGUCAACAAGUAUUACUGUGAAAAAUGUCAUCACUACGUAGAGGCUAGAUGUGGUUUAGUCCUGUACUCGACUCCUCCAGUUCUAAUCCUACAGCUAGGUCGCUUUGACUGCCAAACAAGUUUUCGAGAGCAGGCUGGAAUGUCCAAGCUGAACAACCACUGUCCAGUUCCUCUUCGGCUGCCCAGUUUUCAUAAUGAGAACCACUGUUAUUGUUUAUUUGCUGUGGUCAUCCACAAGGGACUGUCUGUGAAUUCUGGCCAUUAUGUCACGGUAGUUAGUAGUUCUUCAUAUACUAAGCUUGAUGAAAUGGUAAGUAGAACUAAACAGACUAGUAGUAGAUCACAUGGUACUUGUUGUGGUUUGGAUUCAGCAAAUCUCAAAUCAUGGUUCUUUUGUGAUGAUGACAAGGUACAAGUUAUUAGUGAGGAGGAGAUGGAGAUGCAUCUCUCGGCUGUAUCCCCACUUGGACCGACUGCCACUCCGUACCUGUUGUUUUACCAGAAACUUGACCAUCAGUACCAGUAAUUAAUUUUUUUGUUAGCCACUAUCAUGGACUAAAACGUUCUGUGAAUGAUGUUUUAGUAACUUUCCAGCUAUUUAUGGAAAUUUUUCUAUAGAGUGGAGAAUUUGUAUUUAUUAACUAUAUUUUCAGUUGAUUUUUAAAAAUAUUUAUUUACAUAAAUACAAAAACUCCAGUUUGGCUUUAAAUCUGUCAAACUAGAAUAUUGAUGUAUACUUGAGUUUUUAAAUUGUUUCUUCACCCCCUGGAGCCCAAUAAAAUGUGUUUGUAAAAAGUU
This is a messenger RNA of Limulus polyphemus (Atlantic horseshoe crab), 1733 nucleotides long. Its product is annotated as ubiquitin carboxyl-terminal hydrolase 1-like. Bases 340 to 1461 code for a protein of 373 amino acids. The record is from RefSeq and is a predicted model, not a curated record. Gene Ontology annotation, cellular component: nucleus; cytosol. Gene Ontology annotation, biological process: protein deubiquitination. Gene Ontology annotation, molecular function: cysteine-type deubiquitinase activity; cysteine-type endopeptidase activity. Lineage: Eukaryota; Metazoa; Arthropoda; Merostomata; Xiphosura; Limulidae. The transcript has 5 exons.